This is a messenger RNA of Prunus armeniaca (apricot), 405 nucleotides long. Lineage: Eukaryota; Viridiplantae; Streptophyta; Magnoliopsida; Rosales; Rosaceae. The record is from the annotation of a GenBank genome assembly.
AUGAGAGCUCUUUGCUUUAAACUCAGGGAGGAUGCAAAAUGCAGAAAAGACGCUCUGAUACCACUUGAUGCAGUUCAAGGUUGUUCCUUAGUCGUGCUCAAUCUAGCAGACAUUCUGAUAAGAGCAGAACCGUUGGCCACUGGUUUGGCAUCAGAUGUGCACGGGAAGGUAUUUUGCUUUGUGUCAUGGUCUUUUUUCUGGAUUUUCUUGUUCUCUUCUCUUUUACCUGUCGUAUCUUCUCCGCCGAGUCCACUAGAUCACAAUUCUGUGAGAACUAUUUCCAUUAGUAUUGCUUGCUGGCUUGCUGCUGGUGACCCGCCACUUAUGCCUGUAGCAAGGUUGACAGUCCUGCAAGACCUUGAAGGGCAUUUACAGAUGCGUCACGGAAACCUUGAAGGGCUUUAA